Messenger RNA from Lolium perenne, 1585 nucleotides. RefSeq names its product GDSL esterase/lipase At5g03810. Gene Ontology annotation, molecular function: lipase activity. Gene Ontology annotation, biological process: lipid metabolic process. NCBI's taxonomy places the organism in Eukaryota, Viridiplantae, Streptophyta, Magnoliopsida, Poales, Poaceae. The record is from RefSeq and is a predicted model, not a curated record.
CUCCAACCAUCCUCUUCUACCGAGCAGUAGCUAGCAGAGUAACUCCGCCAUCGCCCUUGAAUACCAGUGAUCCCCUAGCACCUUCAGAACCACACUCGCUCACUCUACACGCACCACCGGCCGUGUAAACCUGAAGGAGAGCAGAGCACCAUUGUAGCUUUCCUCCCAAACCACACGCGUGUCUGCUGAAUGCACAACCAUAUGGCGGCGACGGCGGCGUGGGCGCUGCUGCUGCUGCUGUCGGCGGCGGGGCGGUGCGCGGGGCAGGCGCUGGUGCCCGGCGUGAUGAUCUUCGGGGACUCGGUGGUGGACGCCGGCAACAACAACCGCCUGGCCACGCUGGUGCGCGCCGACUUCCCGCCCUACGGCCGCGACUUCCCGGCCACCCACGCGCCCACAGGCCGCUUCUGCAACGGCAAGCUCGCCACCGACUACACCGUCGACAACCUGGGGCUCAGCUCGUACCCGCCGGCGUACCUGGGCGAGGAGGCGCAGACCGACAACAGGAGCCUCCUCCACGGCGCCAACUUCGCCUCCGGCGCCGCCGGGUACCUCGACGCCACCGCCGCGCUCUACGGCGCCAUCUCGCUGGGCCAGCAGCUGAACUACUUCAAGGAGUACCAGUCCAAGGUGGCCGCUGUCGCCGGCAGCUCGCGCGCGGCGGCGCUGACGUCGGGGUCCAUCUACGUCGUGAGCGCCGGCACCAGCGACUACGUGCAGAACUACUACGUCAACGCCAUGCUCGCUGCCGCCUACACGCCCGACCAGUUCGCCGACGCGCUCAUGACGCCCUUCACUGCAUUCAUCGAGAGCCUGUACGGUCUGGGUGCGAGGCGGAUCGGCGUGACGUCGCUGCCGCCGAUGGGGUGCCUGCCGGCGUCCGUUACCCUGUUCGGCGGUGGCGGUAGCAACGGCGGCUGCGUGGAGCGGCUGAACAACGACUCGCUGACCUUCAACACGAAGCUGCAGGCGGCGUCGGAUGCAGUGAAGAAGCAGCGGCCGGACCUGAAGCUCGUCGUCUUCGACAUCUACAACCCGCUGCUCAACCUCGUCAGCGACCCCAACAGCGCCGGGUUCUUCGAGGCCCGGCGGGCGUGCUGCGGGACGGGGACGAUCGAGACGUCGGUGCUGUGCCACCAGGGGGCGCCGGGGACGUGCGCCAACGCCACCGGCUACGUCUUCUGGGACGGCUUCCACCCCACCGACGCCGCCAACAAGGUGCUCGCCGACGCGCUGCUCCUCCAGGGCCUCCAGCUCAUCUCCUGAACCCUGAUCCAGCCCUAUCUCUCCCGGACCGACGACCGUCGUCGUCUCAUGCAUGUUUAAUUACCUAGCUACGUACCUUGAUUACCUUGCUUGUCAUCUCUUCUAGCUAGUCAGUCUAUUUUGUCUGCUUCCAGCGCUUGAUUUCCCCAUGAUGAUCCCUAGGUGUAUGGUUGCACUUGCUUGCAGCUUCGAGUGAUGUGAAUGUGGUGUCAUGUAAUAAUGUCAGGAUGCUUUUGGCACUACGCAUGUACUACACAUUUGCUAGUUUUAGACUUUUAGUCACAACGUACUAUGAAAUAAGAAACAUUUGAGCAGCCAA